AUGAGCCCGCCCCCCCCUGCCCCAGCAGGACCAUCAGGAGGAAAUCGAGCAGCACAAAGCGUCGAGACCAUGAUGAGCGAGUCCUGGCUGGGGGGCAGCCGGGGCCUCGCCGCCCUGGGCACCUCUGUGCUGGACGAUGCCCUGGACAGCAGCAUGUACUGGGGUGGGGAGCUCUCCACCAGGAGGAGAAGAGGCACAGGGGACACCGAGUCCAGUAAGAUCAAUGGACUGCUGGAGAGCAAGACGUAUGACACCUAUGCCUCUUCAUCUGGGUACUCUUCAGAAGAUGACUACUCCGGUCACUUUUACUCCGGCCAGAGUAGCUCUGGGUCGGGGCUGAGGACCGCAGCCUCCCGGAUGGGCUCCUUCCUCUGGCAGGUGCUCACCUCCCCGGUUCGGUUCGUGGGGUGGCUGUUCUCGGGGCUGGCGACUGCCUGGCGCCGCCUCACCAGCGCCGCUCCCCGCCUGGGCGGUGUCCCCAUCUCCAGGCGCUACCCGUGGCUGAAGAGGUCCCUGCUGCUGCUGCUCCUCCUCCUCCUCCUCGCUGCUGCUGCCUUUGGAGCUUGGUACUUCUACCCGUACGGGCUGUCGACACUCAGCCUCCCUGCCUUCCCUUGGUGGGGAGCUGGAAAGCUUUCUUCCUCCGAUGUGCCUGGGGCAGGGGACCUGACCGCACUGGACCAGGGCGAGCUGGAUGUUCUCCGAGCCCAGGUACAGAGGGAUUUAGACGGGCGCCUGGGGAAGAUGGCACAAGCCUCUCAGGAGAUGGAGGCACGGUUGCUGGAGCUGAACUCGGAGUGGCAGAGGUCGACACAGGAGGGUCUGCGAGGGAGCUUCCAGCAGGAGGUGGGCAAGCUGGAGCAGGAGGUGGCAGCCCUGAGGAGGGAGCUGGCGGGCCUCAGGUCGGACCAGGAGGUGAUGGGGAAGCACGUGGAGGGGAUGCUGGAGCAGCUGAAGGCGGUGCGGGCCGACGUGGAAGCGCAGUUCCCAGCCUGGGUCAGUCGGUUUCUGUCGCAGUCCCGGCAGGAAGGUGCCACUGGCCUCAUCCUCCAGCGGGAGGACUUGCAAGCAGAGCUCCAGGCCCUGGAGCGCAAGAUCCUGGCCAAAGUCUUGGAGGACCGGAGGCUGUCAGCACGGGAUGCUCAGGCCGGUAUCGGAGUGGCGUUGCGGCAAGCGGGGACCGCAGGGGUGACGGAGGAGCAAGUGCAUCUCAUCGUGGGCCAGGCCCUGAAGCGCUACAGCGAGGACCGUGUGGGGAUGGUUGACUACGCCCUGGAGUCGGCGGGGGCCAGCGUCAUCAACACCCGCUGCUCGGAGACCUAUGAGACGCGGACGGCGCUGCUGAGCUUGUUUGGCAUCCCCCUGUGGUACCACUCGCAGUCCCCCCGUGUCAUCCUACAGCCAGAUGUCAAUCCUGGGAACUGCUGGGCGUUUCGUGGGUCCCAAGGCUUUGCUGUCAUCCGCCUCUCUGGUGUCAUCCGCCCCACAGCCGUGACGCUGGAGCACAUCCCAAAAGCCCUCUCGCCCCAGGGGACCAUCCCCAGCGCCCCCAAGGACUUUGCUGUCUAUGGCUUGAAGGAGGAAAAAGAGGAGGAGGGCCUUCUCCUCGGGCAGUUCACCUACAACCACGAUGGUGACCCCAUCCAAACGUUUUACUUGGAGGGUGACGCGGUGGGCACGUACCAGCUGGUGGAGCUCCGGGUGCUGAGCAACUGGGGACACCCCGAAUACACCUGCAUCUACCGCUUCCGCGUGCACGGGGAGCCGGCGCACUGACCCCCGGCUCCUGCGUGGGAUGAGGAUGCUGCCGGGCCGACAGCAGGAGGGGAUUCGUCUGGUUCACUGCUUCGCAUGCUAGAAAUCCUGGGAUGCGCCAGCAGCCGCCCUGGGAAGCUGCUCCCCUCCGGGGAGGAGAAGAGCUGGUGUUUAAGGGGUGAGGCUUUCACUCUUCCAAGGACCGGGGUGGCAAGGCAAGAGCAUCCCACGUGGGUCCUAGCGCAGCCUGGCUUGUUUUCAAUGCGUAUCGGACGUUUUAACUUUUUAAGCUAACUUUUUUAUUGGGUCUGCGCUGCUCCUCGUCCCCGUUGCCCUGCUCCUCUCUGACGGUGCGCCUAGCCUUGCUGGGGCUUGGGAAGGGGGCAUGUAACUUUGCAAUGUUCUUCACGUGGGCUUGGGCGCGACAUGGCGUACAGGACCGUGGCAACUGGCUCGGUGCCACCAGAGUAGGUGGGAGCCACCAGUCAUGGCCACUGAAUCUUUCCCCCCCACACGUGGGGUCAUUUCUUCUGCCUUGGCGUUGGUUUAGGUAAAGACCUCCAGACCUCCGAUGCUGGGCUGGCAGAGGGGAAAUAAGACAGUAUUAAUGAAGUAUUAACAUAAAACUAAUGGUUUGGGGCAGCAGGAGGGGAGAAAUUUGGCACGUGUUGGUGGCAGAGCCUGCACUGGUGCUGCUGUCUGUCCCCUCCAGCCCUCCUGCUGCCAGUGGCUGUGUUGGGUCUUGGCGAUGCCCUUGGCCACCCGGGCUGGCCGGGUCCCCAGUGUUAAGCUUGACGAUGCUAUUGAAAACUCCUGUUGCCUGCUUUCCCUUUUGGGUUUGUUCUGUGGGGUUUUUCUGUUUGUUUUUUAAGGGGGGCGGGGGGUGUGUGGUAUUUUCCAGUUGGGGUGUUGAGGAUUUUUUUUUGUAGUAACAAAGGAAAAAAAAGACUUUUUCCAUGCAAUUUCUACUUAACCGGAGAAUGCUAUGUGGUGCCGCUCAAGCGAGUGGCAGCGAGGGCUAGAGCUUUUUUUAAUAGGAGAAUAGCGCGUGCAGUAGGAUAAGCUAAAAUAAGAUGAGCAGAGCUGUUUAAAAUGGGUCAUUGGUGGCACGGUUAGCCGGACCUGGGAGACAAGGUCCUUUGUGGACUGCUGCUGCUGCUUCAUGGGGUGACGGAGGCACUGAUGCCCUCCUUGCUCUGGAGAUGCCCUCCGAGACUGCAAUGCCUGGCUGCAGCCUCUCACCCGUGGCUGCGUCUGUGUGUAGGCGAGCUGCUGCAGCCGUGCUCCGUGCUCUGCCUCGGUGGUCUCAUGGGUGGGAGAUGGGGCGAGCCCCAGGGCUUGCAGGUGCCAGGACGCUUCCGCACCUCGGGGAGCAGUGGGGCUUACCCCCACCUGCGGUGCUCAGGGCUGCCUCCAUCACCUCCUGGUCCCCGAUGGCAGAUGGCUGGCGUAGGCUGACCUCCUUUCCCUUGGAAGGGCUCCCUUUCCCUCCUGCCGUCUCCUCGCUGGCACUGCUCGCUUCCCUGAGCCCUGGCUGCAGCAUUCUGCCUGCAGCGGGUACAUAAAUCCUGCCUUGUACCUGUGGUGUGAUUGGGGGCGGGGGGGAGCGGUGGCAAGGGGCUGCAGGAAGGAUGCAUGGGGACCUUCCCCAGGCUGAUGAGUGCCAGGGCCAUCUGGCCAGUCCACCUCCUGGCUGCCUGCUUAGUUUGGCUUGCGUUCUUGGGCAGCAUUUACAGCCUCCACAUUUGUCUUGUGUUUCGUUGCAAGAAAAGCUGAAGGGCUCAUGUUUUAGCAUUUCAGCCCUGUCUGAUGCUGUCAUCAUCCUUCCCCUGGCAAGGUGAGCACGAGGGGAGCACCGUGAAUUGGUUCCCACUCUGGUUUAUCCCUCCUUGAAGCAUGGUAGAGGAGGGGAAGGGGCUGAUAGGGGGUGCUGACGGGAGACACCUUGAUGUGCAUCGGGCAGAGGUGCUGAGCUCUGACCCCCCUGUCCCAGCCUGGGGGAAGGGGGGUGAGGAUGGCAGCAUCACCUCCCUUCCAGAGGGGUCUCCUUGCUCUGGGCAAGGGAAGCCAGCUUGAAGGGCGCAGUCCCAUCUCCAACAGGUUAAAAUCACCCCGUGGAGCCCCCUGCAGAGCUGGGAGGCCCUGCUGCUGGGAGAAGGCAGGCCUGCAGCCAGAUCCAGUGAUGAUAAAUUCUCUCCUAUAUUGAGCGUAGGCCACAGCCAAAGUUAUUUUAAACUUGUCUGCAGCUGCCUGCUUGCCUUGGAGUCACGUCUGUGGGUGCCCUGCGCACAUAGACUUGUGCUUUUACAAAUGCCUAGACCUGCCCUGGGCUCGGUGGAGCAGCUCCUGUGUUUAAUUGAAUGAUAAAGAGAGAGCAGAGAUGAAGCUCUCCUUCACCCCCAGGGGUCCUCUGGCUGCUGGAGCAAAUGCCGUAAUCCCAAGGCUGGAAAACCCCUUUUCUUACAUCCCUUCUGGCUCCCUGGCCUCUGGGUUGGGCUGUCAGGGUGGGCAGGGUCUUUGCCCAAGAAAAAAAAAAAUAUUUUUACGGUCAAUCAGACAUGCUGGGAGCAGGGAAAGGGGGCCCUCUUUUUGGAGUGGGUGUAGGGUCUCUGCUCCUUCCAAAGGGGUGUUAACCGCUGGCUCUGGGGUAGGGAGCAUUUGGCUUUACAGGGCAAGCUUGCCCUGUCCUUUGGAGAUGGAAGUCUGUGCUGUUUUGAGGAAAAAGCCCGUGAAGAUGGCAGUGAGGUCACCCUGGGGGAUUUAUGCUCUUCUCUAGGGGCUAGUGCUGGUUUUGGAGGCCUUGCCAUGCCAUCUGUGUGUGAGGAUCUCCAGGAAGGUGUGCUGAGGCUAUGUGCAUUUUCUCAGCCCCCAAAUUCUGCAUGGGUGCUGGGCUGCAGCCUGAGAGCACGUGGACUGAGUGCCUGGCCCUGCCAGCAGUGGCUUGCAGGAUUCCUACAAAGCUUUCUUGAGCUGCACAGGAAAAGAGGAUACGUAGAACUGCUGCUUCAGCAUCUCUGCCCCAGGGGUUCUAGUCCUGGUGCUGAUGCAGAAGAUGUGCCUGGUGAGGCAGGAGAAAUGAGAAACAGCUGUCGGAGCCGCUUUCCCUUCUUUACUCCAUUUUCCUCCUCUCUUCUCCCUCCUCUGUUUGCCCUACACACAUGUUAUAAAUUAGCCCUUGCAGAAACAGAUGGUUACAGGCAGGAGAUGAGUUUGUAUUCGAUGCUGUAGCCUGCUGCAAAUGCUGCACUGUUUUGUUCAUUUUGUUUUUUAAUCAACAGAUUGUAAUUUAUGCCUAUGCAAGAGAAAAAAAAAAAACAA
Messenger RNA from Egretta garzetta (little egret), 5073 nucleotides. RefSeq names its product Sad1 and UNC84 domain containing 2 (gene SUN2). Gene Ontology annotation, cellular component: nuclear envelope; meiotic nuclear membrane microtubule tethering complex. The record is from RefSeq and is a predicted model, not a curated record. The coding region runs from base 1 to 1776 and encodes 591 amino acids. Gene Ontology annotation, molecular function: protein-membrane adaptor activity. Gene Ontology annotation, biological process: nuclear envelope organization. The transcript has 15 exons. NCBI's taxonomy places the organism in Eukaryota, Metazoa, Chordata, Aves, Pelecaniformes, Ardeidae.